This is a messenger RNA of Hermetia illucens (black soldier fly), 1525 nucleotides long. RefSeq lists its product as uncharacterized. The transcript is spliced from 2 exons. NCBI's taxonomy places the organism in Eukaryota, Metazoa, Arthropoda, Insecta, Diptera, Stratiomyidae. The record is from RefSeq and is a predicted model, not a curated record. The coding region runs from base 534 to 857 and encodes 107 amino acids.
CAGUUGCAGAUUGGUUCGCCUCCUCUUAAGAUCUGGAAAGACACCUCUUCGGAACUACCAACAAGACUUUCCUCUAACAUUUUACUGCCAAUCUAGUCUACCAAAAUAUUUAGACAGUGACUGUGGACUACCCUUAGAAACUCGUAUUGGAUCUUUCGAUUGUAACUCGUGACUUUUUUUUUGUGAAAGCGAAUUUCCGCGACUGGCUCGCGAAUCCAGCAUCAGCGGUCUGAUAUAAAUGCCGGUAUAAUCAAUCGAAGCUGCUAGUUAAUCCAUGGCAUGCGCCCAUUGUGAAGUGUUUAACAAUUUAACUAAUCCGUGAAAAAUAGUGAAUUUGGCUCAUUGUAAAGAAAUUUAUUGUUAAAUUGGGAAAAAUAUCAGGCGUGAAAAUAUUAUAAUAAGAAGGAAAAGAGAUAAUAAAAACGUGGUUUUGGAAAAAUCAGAUUCAAGUGUAACUGUGAAGAAGUACAGAUUGUCCUAUUUAAUAAAACGAAUACUCGGUGCUGCCUAUUCAUACAAAUAACAUAGUUAAAAUGGCUUAUCAGAUUAAAACCUCAUUACUAUUCAUAAUUAUUGCCUUGGUGAUGAUAUGUAUUCCAAAGACAUCAUGCCGCCCCAACGGAGAAUCCCCUGGUGCUACUACAGUAAACAUCGAACGAGAGGAGGGCUACGAAGACUUAUCGGAUCGAGAUUAUAUUCGGGUGAAGCCUUGCAUCUUCAACAUGGCGACAAUGGAAUUGUGCAUGAGAUGCGCCAAAGUUACCAAAUCAACAAUUGUUUACCCAAUGUGCUGCUCCAAUGAAGACACAGUGCUCGACUGGUGCCGAGAAUACAUUUAUUACGGCAGCACAUCCUAAACAUAAAAAUCAAUAGUGUUAGAAACCAUCACAAUUAUCAGACUAAUAGGAGACUUAAAGAAAGAGCAGAAACUGGAAAAAAUGAGGUACUCAGACAGUCGUGUGCCAGAUAAAAAAUGAGGUGCUCGUACAGUCGUGGACCAGAUAAAAAAAAACCCAUGAAAUAUGUAGCAAUAGAUUCUCACUAAUUUAUUAAAUCCACUCGCUGUUUGAGCAGUGAAUAACUUAAAUUCAUUUAUCAGAAAUAUCCAUAUUUUCAAAGUAAUCCCUUAAUGACCAACUUUAAGACUACCCUUUUGUUCAUAGGAGCAAAACUACCGAAAAAGAUAGAGAUACAUAAGAUGGUAGCAUAUCUAUCAAAGUGGCUGUGAUGUUCAAAUCUUGCUCAUUAUAAAAAUUAUUAUUGAAUAUGAAAGUUUCGAUUUAUUUCCAACUAACAAGAAAAAUAUGAAUUCCGAAACUGAUCACCAAAAAGGCUUUUAACAGAGACCUUAAUUUGUGGAGAAUGAUUUCAAUAUGGAGUAAAUUUGUACUUUUUAGAGUGUAAGAUUUGUAUGUGAUUUUGUCUUAUAGAAUUUGUAGAAAUAUCAAACUAUAAUCAGAUCUGAAUAUUUUUUUUCGAUUAUUAUAUAUAAAAUUAUAAUAAAAAAUAAAAGUUAUCAAAUAGA